CCAACAAACCCCAAGUAAUUGUAAAUUAAGGCAAGUAACUAACGCUGAGACAACAACCAAACACAUAAAACCCACCAUAAAAAGAAACAUGAAAAAUAUUGGAGACUCACCGCCUUAAUACAGCAAGAAAGGAGAGAUCUUUUUGCUUCUCUGCCUUUCAGAUUUUACAGAGCGAGCAAAAAGAAAUGUGGGAAUCCAUCUGUUUAACGCUGGCAGCCACCGCCGGUAGUAACAUCGGCAAAGUUCUUCAAAAGAAGGGCACGGUCAUUCUGCCUCCUCUUUCUUUCAAACUCAAGGUGAUAAGGGCAUAUGCUGCUAAUGUAGCUUGGAUCAUUGGUUUUCUUAUGGAUAUUAUUGGUGCAUUGUUGAUGUUGAAGGCAUUGUCUCUGGCUCCUGUUUCUGUCAUCCAACCAGUUUCUGGUUGUGGACUUGCUAUUCUUUCUGUCUUUUCCCAUUUUUACCUAAAGGAAGUCAUGAAUGUCAUUGAUUGGAUGGGGAUCACUUUGGCUGGUAUUGGUACAAUAGGAGUUGGUGCUGGAGGUGAGGAGCAAGAGGCUUCGUCCAUAUCUAUUUUUCAGUUACCUUGGCUGGCGUUGCUUGUUGCCAUCUUGUUUGUAGUUCUCAAUGGAUGGCUUCGGAUGUACAGACGUCAAAGAAGAGCACAUGAGACAAUGGACUAUGAAGUUGUUGAAGAAAUUAUAUACGGCUUGGAAUCUGGCAUUUUGUUUGGGAUGGCUUCUGUAAUAUCAAAGAUGGGAUUUGUCUUCUUGGAGCAGGGCUUCUCCAAAAUGCUAGUUCCUUUAUGCCUCACCAUCAGUAUAUGCUGUAGUGCAACAGGAUUUUAUUACCAGACCCAAGGUCUAAAACAUGGAAGGGCAAUUGUGCUGUCUACAUGUGCUGCCGUGGCAUCAAUAGUGACUGGUGUACUUGCUGGAAUGCUUGCUCUGGGGGAACGGUUGCCUUCAGCACCAGCUGCCCGUUUUUCUCUUCUUCUCGGAUGGCUGCUUAUCGUAGUAGGUGUGAUUUUACUUGUGAGUUCAACUUGGCUGUUGCGACACCUUCCACAACCAUUGCGUCACUUCACAAGUAGUGCUGAUCGAAAUUUCAGUCUGAGUCGAUCAGGAUCACUCCGACUUAAGGAUCCAAACCCAACUGCUGUUAUCCAUGCAGCAACAUUGCAUCAUUUGAUAUCAUCUCCAUCUAAGGAGAAGGCUUGAACAGAAACAAUGCUUGCAAAUUUUUUGCCAACGCCUAGACUCGAGACAUUUUGGUUAACAUGGUUGUGCAUUCCCUGAAAUGCUGCAUCGUGCUUGGUCUUGUUAAGGGUGGGGUGUACAGUUGGUCUGAUCACUGCGGUUUUUUUUUGGAAGGCAUGAAAUUUUUUAAAUCAUUCCUUCUGUGAUAUAAUUCCAGUUUGGAAUAUCUACCUAUUUCCAACUUCUUUUAAAGUUGCAUUUGACUGUAAGAUGUAAACCAUUUGUCACAGUAUGGUAUUGUAAUUAAGAUUGGAUUUCUGUCAACAA
Molecule: messenger RNA, 1523 nt
Organism: Populus nigra (black poplar)
Lineage: Eukaryota; Viridiplantae; Streptophyta; Magnoliopsida; Malpighiales; Salicaceae
Product: probable magnesium transporter NIPA9
Exons: 9
Coding region: 186-1217 (343 amino acids)
Biological process (GO): magnesium ion transport
Cellular component (GO): membrane
Molecular function (GO): magnesium ion transmembrane transporter activity
Source: RefSeq, a predicted model, not a curated record